CGUUACAGACAUUAGGACCUGUCUUUUAAAUUUGAUAUUAGCGUCUAGAUGUUAUUUUCUGAAGUUAUAGUAAUGAGCGCAUGCGCAGGAGGAGCAUAUAAUUUCUCUUUCAAAAUCAGUUGCUUGUAAGAUAGUGUUGCAAUUAACUAUUAUCAAUGCUAGUCUUUGAAAUCAAGAUUUUCUUUUAAGUAAUAUCGAUUCACUUGUUAAUUAACCACACAAAAAUAAAGACCUCAUCAUGGAAAAUAACCAGAGUUUGAGAACUAGAUCAGCUAAAAAGAUGCGGGAAAAUAAGAUUGCUUCUGGAAAACCAAUUGAUCAGGCUAAAAAUAGGGGCAAGCCAAAUGAAAGAAAUACAACGUUGAAGAUUGAUAUGUGUGAUUGCUUGGAUAGAACUUGUGAGGGGUGUUGGUUUCCAUGUAAGAAAUGCUCUUCAACAAAGUGUGGACACGAAUGUCGGAAGACUCGCUCUUGGGAGUAUGUAAGUUACUUAGUGGAAGGCAGUGACGUCACUGUAGAAAAUCCUCUUUUAAAAGAGUGAACCUGUAAAAUAUUUUAAUUCCUAUUUUUUUAAAUAAAUAGGUUUUUAUUGCUG
Messenger RNA from Parasteatoda tepidariorum (common house spider), 595 nucleotides. RefSeq lists its product as uncharacterized. Gene Ontology annotation, cellular component: intracellular membrane-bounded organelle. The record is from RefSeq and is a predicted model, not a curated record. Lineage: Eukaryota; Metazoa; Arthropoda; Arachnida; Araneae; Theridiidae.